Molecule: messenger RNA, 2436 nt
Organism: Aaosphaeria arxii CBS 175.79
Lineage: Eukaryota; Fungi; Ascomycota; Dothideomycetes; Pleosporales
Product: fatty acid transporter-like protein
Exons: 4
Coding region: 1-1971 (656 amino acids)
Molecular function (GO): long-chain fatty acid-CoA ligase activity; long-chain fatty acid transmembrane transporter activity
Source: RefSeq, a predicted model, not a curated record
AUGGAUCUCGUACCUGUCGCUGGAGCAAUUGCAGGCGCCACUGCAGCUGCCGCUUACAUUGACGCCAAAUUCCACAUCACAAAAGACCUCCAGGCGAUACGGCGUGGCAAAGCGUCGGAGAAGGAGUUCGCACGGCAAGGUGGUUACAAACGCGGCAGCCUCUGGCAUUUCUUCGAAGAACAAGUCCACCGCCUCCCCGAAACCGAAGAAGCUAUCUGGUCGCGAGAAGGGUGCUAUACAUGGGGCGAGACAUACGCUCAGGCAUGUCGGUACUCGCAAUUUUUCCGUCAACAUGGUGUCAAGACCGGUGAAUUCGUGUCCUUGUAUCUUACAAACCAGCCGGAAUUCGUCUUUGCGGUCCUGGGAUCGUGGGGAGUUGGCUCUGCACCCGCUUUGAUCAACCAUCAUCUUGCCGGCGAUGCUCUCAUCCAUUGUCUCAAGGUCGCUGGGGGAAAGAUAUUGAUCGUGGACGAAGCUUCGGAUGCGAGAGAAAGGAUUGAAGCUGUGCGAGACAGGAUUGAAGGAGAGCUGGGCAUGACGAUCCAGGUUCUCGAUAAAUCACUAAAGGGAGAGAUAUGUCGUCUUGAGCCAAAGAGACCCGAAGACGAGUUGCGCAAAGGUUUGACAGGCACCUUCCCAAUGUGCUUGUUCUAUACUAGUGGAACGACUGGGCAUCCCAAGGCUUGUCCAUUUGAAAGUCAGCGAGCAGGAGGACUGGCCGGUGGCCGCAUCCGAGAUCUGGGCUUACAACCGGGACCCAACGGCGACCGAUGGUAUGUGUGUAUGCCGUUGUACCAUGGGACUGGAUACACUACCGCUGUAUCUUGCUUGCUGUCUGGCAUAACGCUUUGCAUUGGCAAGAAGUUCUCUACGUCUAGGUUCUGGACCGAAGUCCGUGAAUCUCGAUCCACCGCUUUCGUAUAUGUUGGUGAGACAGCACGAUAUUUGCUCGCCAACCCCCCUAGCCCGGAUGACAAGAAACACAAUGUCAAAGUCAUGUUUGGUAAUGGCAUGCGCCCCGACGUGUGGCACCGUUUUGUUGAUCGUUUUGGCAUUCCAAUGGUAGCCGAGUUUUUCAACAGCACGGAAGGUGUUUUCGCUCUCAUGAACGUCAGCGAGGGACCUUAUUCCGCAACAGCCGUUGGCCAUCACGGGGCUAUCAUGCGCAGCAGACUCAAGAACACCUUCAUCCCCGUUGAGAUUGACCACGAGACCAACGAAAUCUGGCGGGACCCAAAGACAGGGUUUGCAAAGAGAAGGCCGUAUGAGGAAGGUGGUGAAAUUAUUGUCCAACUUCCCAACGAGAAAGCUUUCGUUGGCUAUCACAACAAUGAGAAGGCCACUCAAAGCAAAUUUGAACGUAACGUUUUCAGAAAAGGCGAUCUUUUCUAUCGGACUGGGGACGCUCUGAGGCGGACACCAGAUGGACUGUGGUAUUUUAUGGACCGCUUAGGUGACACUUUCCGGUGGAAGUCAGAAAAUGUUAGCACCGCCGAAGUCAGCGAAGUGCUCGGAAAUUUCCCAGGCGUCGUCGAGGCCAACGUCUAUGGCGUAGAAGUGCCUGGCCACGAUGGUCGGGCAGGUUGUGCUGCACUCUAUAUCGACCCUGCUCAGAAGGACAGUUUCGACUUCAACGCUUUGUUGAGGCACUCACAAGAAAAACUUCCGAAAUAUGCAGUUCCUGUUUUCCUCCGAGUCCUCAAUAAUAUCACGACAAUGCACAACAACAAGCAAAAUAAGGUACCCCUUCGGAACGAUGGAUGCGACCUAAGAAAGUUAAUUGAGCGGACGGAUAAAGAGGCAUCGGAGAAAGGGCUUGCCGCAGGAGAUGUCCAGUAUGAUACUUUUUAUUGGUGUCCAGCAUCUUUGAGCAACGUGAAAGGUGCUCAAGUGGACGAUCAAGGAUACGUUGUUUUCACCUUGGAAGAUUCGGACGGUCUAAGGAAGGACGCCCAAACGGCAAGAUUAUAGAUGCACUGCAUGUCGCUCGAUCGAAUCUAUCUUUUCUUUUGCUGGCAGAAUUUGCCCUGUCUUCCUUGUUUGUGUUGUAUGCCUGGCUGCACUGACGAAGAAUGAUGGUGCCCGGUUGGCUUCGUGAAGUCGCUUUCUAUAACAACGACACGUCAUCAAUUCUGUCAGCGCAAAAGAUCAAAAACCCCAUGAACUGGAGUUCAUUUUCCGCGUGCAUCAUUGGUCAACAUUUAGAAUGGAAUGUUGACAGUCUCGUCGGUGACUCGCUAUAGCUCGGUGCCAUAGCACGACUUCGCGCCUUGACUUGGUGUCAUGGCUGUGCCUUCGAAGAAAACGAUGACUGUCAGUACUCUGGGUCGCUCUUAGAAACGUCCAAGCUUACAUUUUCUUGUCUCCAAUGCAUCGUGCGGCUCCUUACUAGAGCAACAUCGAGGUUGGUUAACCGGCAUCUGACAUGAUUGAUCU